Molecule: messenger RNA, 1508 nt
Organism: Ilex paraguariensis (yerba mate)
Lineage: Eukaryota; Viridiplantae; Streptophyta; Magnoliopsida; Aquifoliales; Aquifoliaceae
Source: the annotation of a GenBank genome assembly
AUGAACCUGUGGAGAUUGAAAGAUCUUUUGGAGCUCAACUUGUCCUUAACUUCUUUAGUUGGCUACUUGACCCCAGAAAUUGGAAGCCUAAAAGUUGUGACAAAAAUAGACCUAUCCAAAAAUUGGUUAUCAGGUAUUGUUCCUAGCACAAUUGGAGGUCUGCAAGAUUUGUCGACUCUAUUAUUAGCACAUAACAGAUUGCAGGGACCACUUCCUGAGUUACUUGGUAACUUGAUAAGCUUGGAGUUUUUGGAUUUAUCUCAUAACAAUAUCUCUGGAACUAUUCCGAAGUCCUUAGAGGCGCUCUUUCAUCUUAAAUACCUCAAUGUAUCUUACAAUAAAUUAAGAGGAGAAAUUCCAAAUGGUGGAGCUUUCACAAACUUCACUUACCAGUCUUUUAUGUCAAAUGAAGAUUUGGGUGGUGCUCCUCGGUGGCUAGUGCCUCUAUCCGAGUCUAGUUCUCUUCAAAGAUCAUGGAAGAAAAGAGUGCUUCUAGUUGUGUAUAUCUCCCUGCCGAUUGCGAUAAUGGUUCUUGCCUUGACCUUGAUAUUCAUUUUGAUUAGGCGACAAAGGAGAAGUACCAUCCCAAUUGAAAAUGAUUUGUUUCGUGCAACCACCCAAGAAAGAAUUUCAUAUUAUGAACUUCGACAAGCAACUCACAAUUUCAAUGAAAGCAACUUGCUUGGCAUGGGUGGCUUUGGUUCGGUUUACAGAGGGAUCCUUACAUAUGGGACGCAUCUAGCCAUAAAAGUAUUCAAUUUGCAACUAGAAGGUUCAUUCAAGGGUUUUGAUACUGAAUGUGAAGUAUUGCGCAAUCUUCGCCACCGAAAUCUUACCAAAGUCAUUAGCAGUUGCUCUAAUCUUGAUUUCAAGGCACUAGUGUUCCAGUAUAUGCCCAAGGGAAGCCUUGAAAAGUGGUUGUAUUCCCAUAACCAUUUCUUAGACAUCUUGCAGAGAUUAGAUAUAAUGAUAGAUGUGGCCUAUGCAUUGGAUUAUCUCCACCAUGGCUACUCCAUACCCGUGGUUCAUUGUGACUUGAAGCCUAGCAAUGUUUUGCUAGAUGAAAAUAUGGUUGCACAUGUGAGUGAUUUUGGCAUUGCAAAAUUAUUGGGUGAGGAGAGUACUACAUUAACCAAGAGUCUGGCUACAUUGGGAUACAUUGCACCAGAGUAUGGAUUGGAAGGAUUAAUCUCCACAAGGUGUGAUGUUUACAGUUAUGGCAUUAUGUUGAUGGAGAUAUUUACAAGAACAAAACCUUCUGAUGAAAAGUUCACUGGAGAUUUAACCCUAAAGAAUUGGGUGAAUGAUGCACUACCAAAUGCCAUAAUUCAAGUGAUAGAUGCCAACUUAAUAAGGGCAGAUGACGAACACUUGACUGUGAAAGUGGAAUGUGUAUUAUCCAUCAUGGAGUUGGCUUUGAAAUGCUCUACAGAAUCACCUGUAGAGAGGAUUAGCAUGAGGGAGGUUGUCACUGCUCUCCAGAAAAUCAAACUUCAGUUUCUUGUGAA